AUGCUCAAACGGUUCGGUAUCAACGGUGCCAAAGUCAGAGAGGUUGUCUCACUCGACGGAGAUAUGUUGUCUCUCUUACCACAACCCAUUUACGGCCUCAUCUUCCUUUACAAGUGGACCCCAGAAGACGCUGAUCAACAGGAGCAGAGCUGUCCGGAAGACAUCUGGUUUGCCAAUCAGAUGGAUAUGCUCAAUGCAGAUCUUUUAUUGAAGAAUCAAGCCACCAAAAAGGGGCAAAGUUCGGCUGAUGAUAAUGGCGAAUCAGGCUUCCAUUUCAUAGCCUUCAUGCCAGUUGACGACAAGUUGUGGAAGCUCGACGGGCUCGAAAGACAGCCAAUGUGUCUCGCUUACUCCCGGGCAGGACCUCUCACAGGUGAAUGGGUGAAUCAGGUUCGACCCGACAUUGAAGCUCGAAUGUUCCGAUAUACAGAGGAUCAUAUUGACUUCGCCGUGCUUAGCCUCGUCAAAGAUCCUCUUCUAGCCUUGACGAGUUCCUUGGCAUCAAAUGUCAAGACAAUUAACCUACUAACAACACGUCUGGACGAAACUGGCCAGGACUGGCGCCAAUUCAGUCUAGAGGAAGUGACCAGUAGCCGCAAAGGGGAGCUAGAGAAUUUCCUGCAAGCAGCUGACGAAAUGUAUGGCUUAGCGCAGGCAGACAUAGAUGCAGCUCCCCUCGAGCACGCAUAUGUUGUAAGAAUGGCCAAUUGUACGAAUGCGGGUGACUAUCUCGCUUUGCGUCAACACGUUAUUGCAGACCAAGCACGUCUAAGGAUGGAUAUUGUGGAGGAAUUGGAGCUGGCUCGAUCCGAAGACGCAAGCGCAUCGUCUAGAUGUGGAGAUCUAGGAUCGAAAAUGCAAGGAUUUGUAAGGAUGAUGAAGGCGAAAGAAUGCACGGGGUGA
Messenger RNA from Bacidia gigantensis, 903 nucleotides. RefSeq lists its product as uncharacterized. Gene Ontology annotation, molecular function: cysteine-type deubiquitinase activity. Gene Ontology annotation, biological process: ubiquitin-dependent protein catabolic process; protein deubiquitination. Gene Ontology annotation, cellular component: cytoplasm. The coding region runs from base 1 to 903 and encodes 300 amino acids. The transcript is spliced from 4 exons. Lineage: Eukaryota; Fungi; Ascomycota; Lecanoromycetes; Lecanorales; Ramalinaceae. The record is from RefSeq and is a predicted model, not a curated record.